AUGAGAGUCAGCGGUGAGCUCUAUGCCCGCCUGGCUAUUCCUUCCAACGGCACCGUAAGACCUGAGGACGUCAUUCAGACCGAGGUUGUACCUCUCGUCGACCGGGCAGUCCCGAUCAUUGUGGUCAACGUGCUGUUGACGGUGGUUACGACGCUAUGGACCGGAAUGCGUCUCUACAGCCGGCGGAAAAAGGGGCAGGCAUUUACGGUUGAAGACUUUUUGACUGUUGUUGCGUUGAUCGCCUUCUACGGCUUGGUCGCAUGCAACUUCGUCAUGGUCUACUUGGGCGGAACCGGGCAUCAUUACCUAACCCUCCAGCCCUUUCACGUGGAACGCAUGUCAAAGGCCGCCUACGGUGUCCAAACCCUCUUCGCCAUUUGCCUCGGCUUCAUCAAGAUCGGCAUCACCCUCAUGCUCCAGCGCAUCUUCUUCGUGCGCACCUUUAAGAUCGCGGCGUGGAUAACAACGGGGCUCUGCGUCUGCUGGAUGUUCUUCACAAUCCUCAUCGGCAUUUUCAUCUGCCAGCCCGUGGCCAUGAACUGGGACCCGACAACCCCCGGCGGCACGUGUGGCAACCAGAACGCCGCUUUCGCGGCGGUGGGCUACUUCGAUCUCGUCACGGAUCUCAUCAUCCUCGUACUACCGAUCCCAAUGGUAUACAAGCUACAGCUGCGAUGGCCGCACAAGAUAGCUCUGUACGUCAUCUUCGGGGCUGGCGCGCUAACCAUGAUCUUCGGUGCCCUCCGUCUCAAGAACGUCCUGACCAUGGAUUUCACUGACGUGACCUACUCACAAGUCGGCGUCGUGCUCAUGGGGACCCUCGAGCCCGGCAUCGCCAUCAUUGUCUCAAGCAGCCCGCUGUUGAAACCAAUCUUCGACGCCACUGUCGGCCGCUUCUGGUCCCUUCGCGGCGCGACGACCAAAUCGGCCACGGGUGGAGGCACUGCGAAGCCCACAACGCUCCAGACCAUCGGGGGUUCCGGGCUCCUCGGUUCGAAGCUCUCCCGGGUGACGGGCGGCGGCGGCGGAAAGUUCAGCCAGAUGCACUCGACGCACAGCGACGAUGAGGACCUUGAGCUCGACAGGCUGCGGGAGAAGAGGCACGACGUUGCUGUCGUCGCGGCACAGGGGAGUCGGUCGGAGGAGAGCGUGGUCAGGGACUUCAAGGCUAGGGGGGACGACUCGUCGGGUUCGGACGUUGGGAUUUUAGUAAUGAACAAGACGAGUGUCGUCAGUGAGGAGAGGGGGAAAGCACUUUAG
Messenger RNA from Colletotrichum higginsianum IMI 349063, 1260 nucleotides. Its product is annotated as Integral membrane protein. Bases 1 to 1260 code for a protein of 419 amino acids. Lineage: Eukaryota; Fungi; Ascomycota; Sordariomycetes; Glomerellales; Glomerellaceae. The transcript is spliced from 5 exons. The record is from RefSeq and is a predicted model, not a curated record.